CUGUACAAAGAAAUAGAAAUCUGUCAGAAAAUUACACAGCACAUUGAAAUAGAGAAGUCUGAUGCAUCCUCUGAUAUUUAUGGUUUCUCUCUAUCCUCCGUGGAAGAAGAAGGAAUUCGUCGGCUGUAUGUGGAUGGUGUCAAAGAGACAGGCCUAGCUUUCAAGAAAGGCCUGAAAGCUGGCGAUGAAAUUGUGGAGAUUAAUAAGAAAGGUGCUGAGGAUCUGGACUCAGCUUCGCUGAAAGAUGCCCUUGUUCAGCCUUCGCUGUGUCUCACUGUGCGCACCUAUCCUGAGAUAGAGGAAGGGCAGAAACUAACGCAGCCACCACCGCGUCGCUUGGAAAACCCAUCUGACUUGAGUGACAGUGCACCAGCAUUUGCUGGGAGCAACCAAGCAGGGCACUCACUUUGCGGCAACCAGGACAGCUCUGUUGAGACAGCUCCAGAGGAGGCAGAAGCGCAAGACUUGGAGUCAUCUGAUGAAGCCGAUAAGAUGAGCAAGAGUACAGAGCAGGUCGCUGCUUUCUGUCGCAGUCUGCAUGAAAUGAACCCUUCUGAUUCAAGUGCUCAUCCUCAGGAAUUUACAGGACCCCAGCAGGCUACCAUGAGACAACUCACAGAUGCAGAUAAGCUGCGAAAGGUUAUCUGUGAACUUCUCGAGACAGAACGCACCUACGUCAAAGACUUAAAUUGUCUAAUGGAGAGAUACCUGAAGCCUCUACAAAAAGAAACGUUCCUCACACCAGAUGAGCUGGAUGUUCUCUUUGGGAAUCUGACUGAAAUGGUAGCAUUCCAAGUAGAGUUCUUGAAAACUCUUGAAGAUGGAGUAAGGCUGGUUCCAGACCUGGAAAAGCUUGAAAAAGUUGAGCAAUUUAAGAAAGUGUUGUUUUCCUUGGGUGGAUCCUUUCUUUACUAUGCCGACCGGUUCAAGCUGUACAGUGCCUUCUGUGCCAGCCACACAAAAGUCCCCAAAGUACUGGUGAAAGCCAAGACAGACACUGCUUUCAAGGCAUUUCUGGAUGCUCAGAAUCCCCGAAGACAGCACUCCUCCACGCUGGAGUCUUACCUCAUCAAACCCAUCCAGCGGAUACUGAAAUACCCUCUUCUGCUGAAGGAGCUCUUUGCUCUGACUGACGUGGACAGUGAAGAACAUUAUCACCUUGAUGUGGCCAUAAAAACAAUGAACAAAGUUGCCAGCCACAUUAAUGAAAUGCAGAAAAUCCAUGAAGAAUAUGGGGCAGUGUUUGACCAACUCAUAGCAGAACAAACAGGGGAGAAAAAAGAGGUUGCAGACCUUUCGAUGGGAGACUUGCUCUUGCAUAAUACAGUGAUAUGGCUGAAUCCUCCUGCUUCACUGGGGAAAUGGAAGAAGGAACCUGAGCUGGCAGCAUUUGUGUUCAAAACUGCUGUGGUCCUUGUAUACAAGGAUGGUUCCAAACAGAAGAAGAAACUUGGAGGAUCACAUAGAGCUUCAAUUUAUGAAGAUUGGGAUCCGUUCCGCUUUCGCCACAUGAUACCUUUAGAAGCACUGCAGGUUCGAGCGUUGGCAAGUGCAG
Molecule: messenger RNA, 1555 nt
Organism: Phaethon lepturus (White-tailed tropicbird)
Lineage: Eukaryota; Metazoa; Chordata; Aves; Phaethontiformes; Phaethontidae
Product: T-lymphoma invasion and metastasis-inducing protein 1-like
Exons: 13
Biological process (GO): positive regulation of axonogenesis; small GTPase-mediated signal transduction; activation of GTPase activity
Cellular component (GO): plasma membrane; synapse; cytosol
Molecular function (GO): guanyl-nucleotide exchange factor activity; protein binding
Source: RefSeq, a predicted model, not a curated record